UUUUUCGAGAUAUUUUAUUAAAAUACCAAAUUUAUUUGGAGAUGAUUCGUCAAAAAAUGUUACGAGAUUUGUUGACACUUUAAUCGGAACAGCUAAAGAUGGACAUGUAUUUCCUGGUCCUUGUCAUCCUUAUGGCGUUGUUAAAUUAGGCUUUGAUACUGAUGAUGUAUAUGAUUUUAAUGCUGGAUACACUACUGGUGGAAAGAUUACAGGAAUUUCUCACUUGCAUGUUAGUGGAACAGGAGGUGAACCAAAGUAUGGUGUGAUAAGUCAAUUUCCCGUGAUAGAUUCACCCGAAGACCCGAUUAAUAUAUCCGAUUUAUCUUCCGAACGUUCAUUUGAACAUUUUGAAGUUGGUUAUUCAAAGUUUGGAUUAGAACGUUUUAAUAUUACAGUUGAAUUAACGGCUAGUCGGAGAGCAGGUCUUCAUAAAUAUACUUUUCCUCCAACCGAAAACAAAGCUAAAGUUUUCAUUGAUUUGCCUCAUAAUCUUGUUGUACAUAACUAUGGCUUCACCCAUCGGUACCAUGGAGGAACGAUCCAAUCUAUCUCGCAUAAUCAAGUAAAAGGAGCAGGCCGUUAUAGUGGCGGUUGGAAUAGAGGUGGUCUUUAUAUUGUCUACUUCUGUUCACAAUUUAAUGUCAAUGCCACUGAAUUUAUGGACUUGGAGAGUAACUCUUUUCGUAGCUUUAGUUACUUUGAAGAAACAGAUGAUUUUAAUAAAAAGUCCGAUGGUGCUACUUUAACGUUCGAUAUUAUCGAAAAUCCGGUAAUCAUAUCAAGAGUUGGAAUUUCAUUUAUGUCAGCUGAACAAGCUUGUAAUAGUGUUGAAAGUGAAAUACCUGAUUGGGAUUUUGAAAAGACUAAAAAAGAAGCUGUAAAUGCUUGGCAAACGGAGUUAGAAAAGAUACAGGUUGAAGGAGGAACUGAUGAGUUAAAAACUAUUUUUUAUAGUGGCUUAUACAGAACCAUGAUCAUGCCUAGUGAUAGAACUGGUGAAAAUCCAAAAUGGGAAACGUUCGAUAAAGAUGGUAAAUUAAUACCCCACUAUGGAGAUUUUUACACUUUAUGGGACACAUUUAGAACGACAAACCCAUUAUUUACACUUUUCCAACAAGAACGAGCUAUAGACAUUGUUAGAUCAUUAAUUGAUAUAUAUAAAAAUGAAGGAUAUAUGCCCGAUGGAAGAAGUGGAUUAGCGAACGGAGUUACACAAGGUGGUUCUAAUGGUGAUAUGGUUGUGGCUGAAGCUUAUUUAAAAAAAUUGGGAACCGACAUAAUAGAUUGGGAUCUUGCUUACGAAGCUUUAAUAAAAGAUGCUGAAGUAGAUCCUAGCUCACGCGGAUUAUAUGAGGGUCGAUUAUUUUUAUCAGAAUAUAAAAAAUAUGGUUAUAUACCUUUCUCAGGGAGUCUUAUAUCUAUAUAUGCAUAUUCUCAUUGCAGUAGAACUGUAGAAUAUUCUGCUAAUGACUAUAGUAUCAGUCUUAUUGCUAAAGAGAUGGGUAAACAUAGUGAUUAUGUUAAAUAUAGAAAGAGAGCAAGAAGUUGGGAGAAUUUAUGGUAUCCUAAUAAGACUUUUGAUGGAGCAAAAGGAUUUAUCAUACCAAGAUAUGAGAAUGGUAACUUUUAUACUGAUAUAGACGUUUUGAGGGAAAAAGGUGGUGACUACGUAUUCUAUGAAGGUUCAUCAUGGGAGUAUAGUUUGGAUAUACCUUUUGAUGUAAAACGAUUAAUUGAAUUAUCCGGUGGUCCAAAAAAAUUUGAAAAACGUCUCGACAAAACAUUUGCUGAUAAAUCUUAUCAAACUGGUUAUUAUAAUAUAGGAAAUGAACCUGAUUUCUUUCACAUUUGUUUAUAUCAUUUUAUUGGAAAGCAAUAUAAAAGUGUUGAAGUUAUACGAGAUAUUUUAAAAACUAAAUUUGGAAGUGAACAAGAUGGAAUUCCAGGUAAUGAUGAUUCAGGAGCGAUGGGAAGUUGGUUUGCUUUUAAUGCAAUCGGGUUAUAUCCACUGGCUGGCACAGACAUAUAUUUAAUAAACUCACCACAUUUUGAAAAACACACAAACCCAUAUGUUCAAAGCGUAAGGAUUAACGGUAAAAAUUGGAGAAAAACAUGGUUUAGACAUUCAGACAUUGCAAAUGGUGCAGUUAUGGAAUUGGGUAUGGGUCCAAAACCCAGUAAAGUUUGGGGUGUUAUUGGACAAAAUGAAGAUAAAAUUGAUAUAGAAGAUAGAGUCGUGCCACCUAGCAUGAGUGACUAUGAUAUCUAA
Messenger RNA from Cetraspora pellucida, 2269 nucleotides. NCBI's taxonomy places the organism in Eukaryota, Fungi, Glomeromycota, Glomeromycetes, Diversisporales, Gigasporaceae. The record is from the annotation of a GenBank genome assembly.